ACAAAGCUGUGAACACUGGUUUGUGUUGCCAACUUUGGAAUCCAGUUACUAACCGAACAUGUUUGCAACGCACUACAAACGUGCCUUCAUUCAAUAAUAAGUUGAAAACUGUGAUAACACAAGUAAAAUUGGCACAUAGUCCAACUUUCACAAAACAUAUUAUCACGCGCCACCUACGAAGACUUAAGUAAUACCGGCAGUUGGUGUCUUCAAUAAAUAACUUGAUCGUGUGUGGCAUUCCUGUUUCGUUUGUUUACAAACAUGAAAUUCUAUUAAAAAAAAGGCCAUGCAGACGUGUUUUUAACCUUGUCAAAAUUAUUUGCAAAUGCGGGUUCUGUGAUGCUAAAUCUACUGUGAGCUACUACACUUUGUGCUUAAUGAUACACUGUCACUUCAUUACCAAUGCACCGUUCUUCUUUCUUGCAUAGUUAGGCAGUGGGAUUGUUUUUACUCAUUACGAUUUUCACCAGUUUAUGUACAUAUUUAGAUGAUAUGCUACUUUGGCGUUAACAAUUUUUACUUUAAAUUUUAUUACGAAUAUUGGAAUAUUCAAGAAGAUGGGCGAACCCCGCAUUACUUUUGAGUCGCUGUACAUCAAUACGGAUGUAACGUGUGUGAAAUGUUACGGAGAUUACGUACUGACAGGAACUGGACCAUGGUUCAGUAUAUAUAAUGCAGAGACCUCAGAAUGUUUAUUAAAAUGUCCAGUCUUCCAUGGACAGAGGAUUCAUGGUAUAGCUCCACAGUCAGAUGAAAGAAUUGCUAUUUUUGGUGGAAGACAAGUUGUUUUUCUUCACUUAAACCGGAAUUUUAAAGAAAUCCUUAACAAAAUCAGAUGUCAUGUUGAUGAGUGGAUCAUUGAACUUCAUUGGUUGGAAUGUGGAAGAAAAUUUGCCAUUCUUACUGCAGAUAAUGUCAUUUCACUCUGGAAGAUGAAUGAACCAGAGCAACUUGCUAAAGUUUCUUGUGAGUUAAACUGCCUUGUCUAUAGUGCAGUCAUUAUUAAAGAAUCAUGGUCAAACCUGAUUGUGUUAGCAGGCACAGCUUUUGGGAAAAUUCUUGUAUGGAAACCUGCUCUUAAUCUUUCAGAAAAACAGGAACACAUCCUGCAUACACUUACUGGGCAUGAUGGUGUUGUAUCAUCUGUAUCAUAUGAUGCAAAGACUAGUGUCAUCUGUACCACUUCAGAUGACCGCUCAGUAAAAAUAUGGAAAGUGAACCUGAAUCAUGAGGAAUAUUGGGAAGCUGCAUCCAUCCAGUUAGUCUGUUCAUUGUAUGGACACACAGCAAGAGUAUGGAAGGCCAUCACAGUGAACAGAACUGUAGUUAGUGUUGGUGAGGAUUCAUCUGUAAUGGUGUGGGGAUUUGAAGGAAAAUUGCUGAAACAGUGGAAGUAUCAUCAGAGCAGUACCAUAUGGGCUAUGGACUACAGCACUGAGAAAAAAAUUGUUGUUGUCGGUGGAAGUGAUGGAGGAGUUAUUGCAUGGCCAUUUAAUAUGUGGAGAGAAGAGAGUUUGAAUCAUGCACAAUUGUCUUUCCAUGAGUGCUUAAACAAUUCAGUUAAUCAUGUAAAUCAUAUAGAUGGCAUCAUACUUCGCCGUAUUGUUAUUUUAAAGGAUAACCAUGUAGUGGCAUUAACUAAAAAUGCCGCUCUUUGGCAUUAUGAUGACUGCCAUGGUGCUGAAUGUAAAUUUACAUUUGACUGCAAAAGAUUUUCAAAUAUAUGCCUUCUUGACAUCUCACCAUCAAGAGCUUUGCUUGCUAUUGCAUCAUGUGAUGGUGAAAUUCUUGUUAUGAGUGAUGAAAACUGCUGCAGAGGGGAAACCUUAACAAAACUGGUCGAAGUGCACUCUUUGGAAGGAGCCAUAUCAUCAUUGCACUGGGCUUCAGAUGACUGUUUAUUAGUAUGUUCCUCUUCUGGUCCUAUGGAGCUAUGGAAACUCAAAGCAGUUGGCGAUGAAUGUCACUCUUUUACCUGUCUUCAGAAGUUCAGCUUACCAACUAAGAAAAAGUCAUCUGUUAUGACAGCUGUGAUUCAUGACAGUCAUCUGUUAUUUGGUGACAGGACCGGAAACAUACAUGUAUAUGGUUUAAUAACCACUGAUGAUAACAAUGGGACAGUAAUGUUGGAUAAACUGCAUACAAAGCACCAACAUGGAAAAGAAAGUGUCACAUUUAUAAUGAGCCUGAAAUCUGAAAUAAUUUCAGUUGGACGUGAUGGUAUGCUCUGCUGGUUUACUGUAGCAAAUAAAACAUUACGUGAGGUUUCUGUCUGUAGGCUACCUAUGGAAUGGCCUGCAAGAAUUCUAACUGUAAAUGGUGGAAUCCUUAUUGCAGGUUUUGUUGAUGUGAAGUUUAUUGUUUGGAGCCACGAAGAAAAACGAAUACUCCUAGAAGUUCAAUGUGGAGGUGGUCAUAGAGCAUGGGACUGUGCAAUUAAUGAAGAUAUUUUCACUUUUCUAUAUCUGAAAGACAAUGUUGUACACAGAUGCAUAUGUAGCUUAGUUGAUUUAACACGACCACACUUGCAGAAAGGUUUUCAUCUCAAGGACAUUAAUUGCCAGAAGCUUAUUUGUGAAAAUACAGUCAGAAUUCCAUACCGCCUUGUGGCAUGCGGUAGUGAAAACAAUACAGUUUAUCUUAUUUUUCUUCAAGCUGGCAUGGCACCUACAGUAGCAGCAGUUCUUGACACACACAUAUCCAGUGUGAGAACUCUGGAUGUAUGUUGCCUAAGAAAGUCUGAAGAGUCUGAUUUGUUCCUGCUGGUUACUGCUGGUGGAAGAGCUCAGCUGAAAGUGUGGAAAAUUUGUGUUUCGCAUUCAGGAGAUGAAGCUGUAUUGCCACAAGUGUAUUGCUCUGAAGUUUGCUCAGAUAUUUUGAAUAAAUGUGGAGGUAAGAAGAAAGCACCUUGGAAGUCACUGCAGCCUGUGGCAGAGGCAGAUAUGCGGUAUAUGGACAUCUGCAUCUUGCAAACCGAACACACCCCAAGAGACACUUGUGAAUACACUGUUCCAUUUGCUUUUAUUUUGGCAGGGUGUUCAGAUGGGAACUGGAGGUUGCUAAAUUACAAUACACAGUGUGACCAUCUGCAUCAUCUGAAAGCAUUUCCCAGCCAAAUGUGUGUGUUGAAAGUUGGUUAUCUUUACACCAGGAGCCAUUAUGUUGUUUUUACAAUGGACACCAAUGGAUGUUUAAAAUUAUGGGAUUUAACUGCUGAUCUCCAUGACACAGUAAGAAGUAAAUUUCAGAUGCCUAACAAUCAUAAAAAUUCUUUUGUUCAGACAGAGAAACAGAGAAAACCAUUGUUUGUAAUGAAAGUGCACCAAACAGGCAUUAAUAGUAGUGAUACAUUUAGUAUAUCAUGUGAGAGGUUUGUUAUUGGUACAGGUGGUGAUGAUAAUGCACUAUCACUAACCAUGCUUGAUUUGAAGGUUGGGAAUGCUGGAGAUAUGGAUGUAGUUUGUGUUUCUCAGUGGAAAGAUACAACUGCACAUCUUGCACAGAUUACAGGCAUAAAAAUGUUUAAUGGAUUCAUUAUUACUGGUUCUGUGGAUCAAUGCAUUGCAUUGUGGGGUUGGAGUUUCCUAUCAUGUAAACUGAAUGCUACGAAACUUCAAAGCUUUCGUAGUACCAUUACUGACAUUAAAGGAUUUCUUGCAUGGAGAACAGAGAAUGGAUUUACCAUUUCUCUUUAUGGUCAAGGCAUGGAAUUGAUCAAAGCCGUCGUGAAUGAUGAUCUGGACAAGGAGGCAGCUCAAAAAGUUUGAAAUCUGAAAGCAGAUUAGGUAUUGAGACAUACCAGGUGUUUCCUACUGAGCAAGGUGAUGCAGUGAUUAGCAUUCUGGACUUGGAUUUGGGAAGAUGACAGUUCAACUCACCAUCCAGUCAUCCAGAUCUGGGUUAUCUGUGAUUUCCUUCCCCAUUCUGGAAACAAUCUGAGCUGAUUCUCUGUCUGUAAUGGCAUCGAUAUUGAUGGGAUAUUAAACCCUAAUCUUCCUUCCUGGUUCCUUUUUUCAAUGUUUCUUCCAGGAAAUGGUCACUCAUUUAUUCAGAAUCAGGAUUUAAUUUAAAUUUUCCAAUGUAAAUACAUAUUAUUUGAUAACUAAUGUUGUAUUAAAGAUACUUUGUUUUAUGGCUGCUGUUGCUGUAUUUCAUUGUAGCAAAAGGAAUGUAGCAUGGACACCACAUGAGAUGUAGCCAGCUCUAAGAGAGUCACAUAAUACUUCCCAAUCAGCCUGUAAACUUCAGAUUAGUUUCAGUGUAUGAAAAAGGUAAAAGAAACAAAGGAAACCAUCUACUUACCAGGCUGCUGCAGCUCAACCAUCUCAGAUAGAAAGCUCAAUAACUUUUAAAACUAGGAAUGUGAAGAAAAGAGGUUUUUUAAAUAACUGUACAGGAAUUGAUACAGAACACUGGGGCUGUGGUCUGCCUACAUACCAGAAAAUAACUUGGGUGACUGAAGUGAAAUAGAGAACCAUUUUGCAAUAUAUGCCUCUCUCAACUAUUAUGUUGCUUGGUUAAUUCACACACACACACACACAGGGCUGCAUUUUCCCAGCUGACUACACUAAACCAGCACAGUAGUUCAACUGAUGGAGACUCCACUGAGUCCAGGAAAGUUGUUGUAGUUUAGCAAUUUCAGCUGUUUCUCAGUAUAUACUAUCUUCUCCGUGGCAUGAGAAUGGCAGUGGAGCAGCAGUCCUGGAUUUUCCUUUGUAAACGAACAUUUGAAAGUCAAAUUAAACAUUUCUGCUUUUGUCUUGCUACCUCAGUUUCAGUUCCAAUGUCAUUCAUGAGUGUCUGGCACUAACUCUGGUGCUACUGAAAGCCAUUAUAUGUAUGACCAGAAUUUCUUUGCCUCUUGUGAAGUGUCUUUCCAUUCAGCAAAUCUCUAUCUACAGCCCUAUGCUUUGUUUCACACUUAUUGUGCAAUGUGCAGUGUUUCUUACGUAAAGAAACUGUAUACCAAACAGGGACCCCCUUUGUGAACUGAUCUACUAUGAAUAUAUCUGUCCAGUCAUUAGUCAAUUAGUCCUCUAAACUUGAAUCACAUUUUCAACUUUUGUAGUCCUGUCUUCCUCAGUUGUAUCUAAUAUUGCGGUAUAUUGAUAAUUUUUACUUAUGGACCGUAAAUGACAAAAAUGUAAAUUUAAAUAACUAACAUAUGUACAUAUUUUAGGCCACUGGUGAUGCCUUGCAGAAAAUAAAGGCGAAACGCGUAUGGCACUAAAAUUGUGUUUUAUUCAGUUGCUGUCAGACGGUCCAUAAGUAAAAAUUAUCAAUAUACCGUAGUACUGAAUCACAUUUCUUAUUCAUGCUCCUGCCCAGAGCUGAAUGCUUCACAUUUCUACUUGAGAUAUGACACUACUGCCUCUUUAUCUAAUUUACUGGAUAAGUAAAUCUUUCUACUGGUCUUAGUUGCCCUUUAUACUUUGCAAAUCAUUGUUGCUACAACUGCCUCAUGUUCACCGAUACCUGUUUCAAUGUGGACCUCCUUAGAGAGGUCAGGUUUAUUUGUAGCCAUAAGAUUUUUGCAUUUUAUGCAACCCUCAGUGCCUUCAAAAACCACGUGCAGGAUUUUCAUAUUCUCUCACUUGCUGCAUGCAAACUAUUAGUCCUACAGACAAAAUGAACAUGACCUUUCUGUAGGAAAUUUAAUGUAGUUAAAUUUUGUAUGGGGGGAUACAUUUUUGCUGGAGGCCACAAUUUUGGUGUUAUUAAAGAAAAAUGCAUUUGGAGGUCACUUUUGUAUGUUUCUGUUUAAUAAUUCAAAAACCACAUGCUCUGGCAAAAACAUAUCCCUUUUUAAAAUUAAAAUACAUUAAAUUUCCUACAAAAAGAUCCCGAGUCUGGUGGUCAACGGAAGGACCCAGUAAUAAACUUAUGUACAUCCCUGUUACUGAGUCUUGGCCAAAAAAUCUCGCAUUCAGCUUCACUUUUUCUGUCAGUGGAUUUGAGUUUUGUGUGUGUUGCGAUGAAUCCACCACUUCCGUUUCCUGUUAGGCUAUCCUUGUAAUCAUCUAGUAAAAUUUCUGCCAAAAAGGCUAUGGGAGAGCAUGAGUAAAAAGUGAAAGUUCUUUGAUUUAUUCUGUAUAAUGUGACUAAAAGUAUGUAAAUAACAUUAAGACCUCAAUCUAAAGUUACAGAUAUAUGUAAAAUCAUGUAUAUUAAGUCUUGUAUUAUGUAUGUACUAUGCCUAUGUCUGUGCAAAUAAAGGCAUAUUUUUUGAGGAUGUUUGGAAGUUUGUAAAUGUUGUGUAUAAUGUAUUUCAAAGUAAACUGAUCGUGGCGAGUUACA
Molecule: messenger RNA, 6297 nt
Organism: Schistocerca gregaria
Lineage: Eukaryota; Metazoa; Arthropoda; Insecta; Orthoptera; Acrididae
Product: WD repeat-containing protein 6
Exons: 17
Coding region: 558-3767 (1069 amino acids)
Biological process (GO): tRNA methylation
Cellular component (GO): cytoplasm
Molecular function (GO): protein binding
Source: RefSeq, a predicted model, not a curated record